Molecule: messenger RNA, 471 nt
Organism: Pieris macdunnoughi
Lineage: Eukaryota; Metazoa; Arthropoda; Insecta; Lepidoptera; Pieridae
Source: the annotation of a GenBank genome assembly
AUGGUUCCAGAAUGCUUUCAGUUUUCCACAACCUCGCUGAAAGACGAUCGAACUGUUUAUAAAGUUGGGGUUUUGAUGGCUUCUCGAUUAGAUUCCCCAUUUGACCUGGAACGAUGUGGUCCGGCUGUAGAUAUUGCUUUAGAUACAGUUAACGAAAAGUUCUUGGCGCAUCAUAAUAUUGAACUGCAAAAAGUCCAGGAGAGUUACCCAACCUGUUCCGGCGCGUUAGCUCCAGGUCUGGCAGCAGAUAUGCACUUCAAGAACGACGUCAUAGCAUUUAUUGGGCCUGCAUGUGCGUUUGCCUUGGAGCCAGUUGCCCGCCUCGCUGCCUACUGGAACACGCCUAUAAUUACGGGAAUGGGAGAUCAGCCUUCUGUCCUUACACACGCCGUUGACUUUUUUGGUCAUGGACAUGGGGCGGACUACAGGGAUGAGAGUACGCUCAAGACUACUAGACAGACACAGCUGUGA